Spinacia oleracea (spinach) is the source of this 1429-nucleotide messenger RNA. RefSeq names its product protein LEAD-SENSITIVE 1. The record is from RefSeq and is a predicted model, not a curated record. Bases 403 to 1188 code for a protein of 261 amino acids. NCBI's taxonomy places the organism in Eukaryota, Viridiplantae, Streptophyta, Magnoliopsida, Caryophyllales, Amaranthaceae. The transcript is spliced from 2 exons.
AAUCACAAUGCAAAUUAUAAAUUGAUGAUUAACAACAAGAACAACGUCCAUGAAUCACAUCAAACGGCUCAAACCUCCCACAUUCGACGGCUCAAAAUCUCAAUCGCCAGACCAAAAAGCAAAUGUAAAGCGAAGUCGUACUACAACCAAAAUUAAAUAAACAAAUUGCCCAUCAUUAUCAUUUUUCCGUUUAUUUUUCCCUCUAUAUUUUCUAGGUUCAUUUUUAAAAGUUUAAUUUUUUUGAGGGGUUUUUUCUUUCGAGGGGAUUUAAAAGUUUAAUUAGUUGUUGAGUGUUAGCUUAACUAAUGCCGAUUUGAUCGGAAGAGUGUAGACCCCACCCAUAUUCCCCUAAAUUUUAACGAAUUACCAUUGACUUAGCCGAAGAAGAAUCAGAGGAAGAAGAUGGGUUUACUGAGUCACAAGAUAGAGAGAGAGAAUAUCAAAUCUGGGGAUCACAUUUACACUUGGAGAGCCGUCUUCACUUACUCUCACCAUGGCAUAUUCGUUGGUGGAAGCAAAGUUGUUCAUUUUACUCCUGAUCGUGAUCGGAAUCUGAAAGCAGAGUCUUCUGACAAUUCUGAUCUUAUGAAGGACAAUUCUUCUUCUUCAUGUCCUACUUUCCCUGAUUGUGGAUUCAGGCAACCAAACAGUGGAGUUAUCCUCACCUGUCUAGACUGCUUUCUUGGCAACGGAUCACCUUACUUGUUCGAAUACGGAGUAACCCCAUCUGCCUUCCUUGCCAAAGUGAGGGGUGGAACAUGCACUACAGCCCAACCCGAUCCACCUGCAACUGUCAUCCACCGCGCAAUGUAUCUUCUCCAAAACGGGUUUGGGAACUAUGAUGUGUUCCAGAACAAUUGUGAGGACUUUGCAUUGUACUGUAAAACUGGUUUAUUGUUAGUUGAAAGACUAGGGGUUGGAAGAAGUGGUCAAGCGUCUUCUGUUAUCGGGGCCCCACUGGCCGCUCUUCUUUCCUCUCCUCUGAAGUUGUUGAUGCCAAAUCCUGUUGGUGUAGUUACUAUGACAGCUGGGAUGUACUGUAUGAGCCGUUAUGCUACUGAUAUUGGCGUCCGUAGUGAUGUCAUUAAGGUAGCCGUAGAGGACCUUGCUGUUAACCUCGGUUGGAAUGGGUCCGAGGAAGAAGAAAUCCCUGACCAGGAAUCUUCUACUGCACUGAUUACCCUGUGACAUUCAUAUUGAGCCAAGUACAUAUCUUCUCAUUAUAAUUCUCAAGUGUCAUAUUUGUGGCCGUAAUGAAUAAAUCUUUUUUGGUCACCUUGUUGAUAUUUAUCUCUGCUUAGAAAAGCUUUGUAUCUUUCAAGUGAAUCAAUGAAGUCAUGGGAGUUUGUAGCAGUCGGCAGCUUUUGUGUGAGAAUGUCUAACUGAAAAAACCGUUUUGAUUGUUUAACUAAUUGGUUUCAUUGCUUAA